Messenger RNA from Juglans regia (Persian walnut), 1520 nucleotides. RefSeq lists its product as uncharacterized. The coding region runs from base 285 to 1223 and encodes 312 amino acids. The transcript has 5 exons. Lineage: Eukaryota; Viridiplantae; Streptophyta; Magnoliopsida; Fagales; Juglandaceae. The record is from RefSeq and is a predicted model, not a curated record.
UUUUCCUCAUUGGUCGUCAAGGAUAAAUCUCUCCCUGCUUUCAUGCACACAGAGAGAGACAGAAACAUUAAAAUAGCAGAGAGAAAGAGUGAAGAGCGACAGUGACCGUGAGCUAUAUUGCAUGUGGCCGUGAUACUGAUACAAUCUUCGUCACUAUUGGCUACAGCCGGCAAGGUGCCUAUUUUCUUGUUUACCCAUUUGGCAUUUCUUUCUGAUUAGGAAGCUGAGCAAGCAUAUGAACUGAAGCUUUCAAAUUCAAUAGCUACUAUCACUCUUAAGCAAGGAUGCUUUCGGCAAAAUCCGAGUCUGAUAUCACCAGCUUAGCUCCAUCGUCACCUUCAAGGUCCCCCAAGCGCCCUGUAUACUAUGUACAGAGCCCUUCAAGGGACUCUCAUGAUGGAGACAAGUCCUCUUCUUUGCAGGCCACUCCAAUCUACAACAACAGCCCAAUGGAGUCCCCUUCUCACCCGUCUUUCGGGCGCCACUCGAGGAACUCCUCGGCCAGCCGGUUUUCCGGGAUUUUCCGGUCGUCCUCAGGGAGAAAAGGAGCCAGGAAGAGGAAUGACAAGGGGUGGCCCGAGUGUAAUGUGAUCAUGGAAGAAGGAGCUUACAAUGAACUCCAGGACAAGGCGUUUACAAGGCGGUUUCAGGCUUUGAUUGCCUUGUUUGGUUUUGUGCUCUUGUUCACUACGUUUUGCUUGAUUAUAUGGGGAGCUAGCCGGCCUUACAAGGCAGAGAUUACCAUGAAGAGCUUGGCAGUAAACAACUUAUAUGUUGGAGAGGGUUCAGACUCCACCGGGGUACCAACAAAGAUGCUGACAGUGAAUGGUUCAUUGAAGAUGAACAUAUACAAUCCUGCUACGUUGUUUGGCAUUCACGUUAGCUCCACCCCUGUCAAUCUCGUAUAUUCAGAGAUUACCGUUGCGACUGGUCAGCUGAAGAAAUAUUAUCAGCCAAGAAAAAGUCACAGAACUGUCUCGGUGAAUUUGGAAGGUGACAAGGUUCCUCUGUAUGGGGCUGGAUCAGGUAUAACAAUAUCCCCAAAUGGUGGCGUAGUCCCAUUGACCUUGACAUUUCAAAUCCGGUCUCGCGGGGAUGUGGUGGGUAAGCUAGUGAGAAUAAAGCACCGAAGGCAGAUCUCUUGCCCUUUGGUCAUCGACUCCACCAGCACCAAACCGAUCAAGUUCAAAAAGAACACGUGCACAUAUGAAUGGAGAUCAUGAUGCGCUUUCCAUUUGUAUUAUCUGAAAUUCGGCGCAAGCAGUGACACAUAGUCUGGUCUAUCUGCUCUCAAAUCUGUUGCCAUUUCAUGAUCCAAUCACAUGUACUGCGCGCUGUUUGAGCUCUACUGAGCCUUUGUGAUAUAUCGGUGGGGAAGAAGAAAUAUGUAUCAUGAGAAACUCUGAUGAUGGGUGUAUUAUUUGUGUUUACUCUUGUGAGGAUUAUGCAAAUAAACGUAUGUAUGCAUGUAUGUUUGUAUGAAUGCAUUCGCGUGUGGUAUAAUAUAUGAUUUUGAUGAA